Paralichthys olivaceus (Japanese flounder) is the source of this 1231-nucleotide messenger RNA. The record is from RefSeq and is a predicted model, not a curated record. Lineage: Eukaryota; Metazoa; Chordata; Actinopteri; Pleuronectiformes; Paralichthyidae.
UUGUGCCCACAGUACUGGCCAGAAAACGGAGUCCACCGACAUGGACCCAUCCAGGUGGAGUUUGUCUCUGCCGACCUGGAGGAGGACAUCAUCAGCAGAAUAUUUCGGAUCUACAACGCAGCGCGGCCUCAGGACGGCUACCGGAUGGUGCAGCAGUUCCAGUUCCUGGGCUGGCCCAUGUACAGGGACACGCCCAUGUCCAAGCGAUCCUUCCUCAAGCUGAUCCGACAGGUGGACAAGUGGCAGGAGGAGUACGACGGGGGCGAGGGACGCACUGUGGUCCACUGUCUGAACGGAGGUGGUCGCAGUGGAACGUUUUGUGCCAUCAGCAUUGUGUGUGAGAUGCUCCAGCACCAGCGCUCUGUGGAUGUUUUCCACGCCGUCAAAACACUGAGGAACAAUAAACCCAACAUGGUGGAUCUACUGGACCAGUACAAGUUCUGCUAUGAAGUGGCGCUGGAGUACUUGAACACCGGGUAACUCGGAGCUAAUGAACCCACCAGAGACUUAAAGCUCGGGACGUUACAUGUGUGCAUUGUGCUAAGAGUGUGUGUGAGCGAGUUACCAACCACACAACCAGCUCUUUUCUUCUCCUGGUCUUCAGUUGGUAUAAAUGGGAAGGAGACGAGAGUUGUACAGCGUUUAAAUAAACCGCAGCCUGUAUCUGUCAUUACCGGCUGAGGGAGCCAGCAGGAGCACAAUGGGGUUUGUUUUUUUCUGCAGUGAGUCGCCUCUUCUCUGGAUCUCUCUCCGUUUCCGUCUCUCUCCGCCGCCUGUGGUUCCCGUGGAUGUUGCCUUGAUGCUCGACGAGCAUCGAAUCCAGUUUUCUGUGGAAUGCGAAACACUGUACAUAAUGAAAUGUGUUCUUUUUAUUCUUCAGUUUUUUUUGUUUUUUUUUUGCUCAGCUUCUUCAUUUUUAAAAAAGUCAUUAAAUGCAGGAGCUCAAAGCCUAAAUGUUACUAAAUGUCCUGUAAAUUGAUGACUUCUAGAUGAUUAUUGCUUCAUCACUGUUCGUUGGGGACAGCUGGCUCAGUCUACAUCUGCUUUCCCUUUCUCCUGUGCAGGGAUCCAAAGCUUUAUUUGCACUUCCAUUGAAUUCUCGUUGUGCAUAUUGUACAUAUUUCUGUAGAUUAUUUAUUCACGGUAUGUAAUUUCUUUGUGACUCGCAGUAAGUGACAAUCAUAUGUUCUAUAGGUUUGUUUUAUUGACUGUAUUGUGUGCUAUUUUUUUU